Messenger RNA from Cyclopterus lumpus (lumpfish), 7698 nucleotides. It is a transcript of the gene akap13b, whose product is annotated as A-kinase anchoring protein 13. The record is from RefSeq and is a predicted model, not a curated record. Gene Ontology annotation, biological process: adrenergic receptor signaling pathway; regulation of Rho protein signal transduction; positive regulation of canonical NF-kappaB signal transduction. Gene Ontology annotation, molecular function: guanyl-nucleotide exchange factor activity; MAP kinase scaffold activity. Lineage: Eukaryota; Metazoa; Chordata; Actinopteri; Perciformes; Cyclopteridae. Gene Ontology annotation, cellular component: actin cytoskeleton; membrane. Bases 259 to 3936 code for a protein of 1225 amino acids. The transcript is spliced from 33 exons.
GGAGGAGGAGGAGGAGGAGGAGGAGGAGGAGGAGGAGGAGGAGGAGAAGAAGAAGAGAAAAAAGACCAGCUUCCAGAGAACCCCGUCCCCUCUGCCAUCUUGCGAGCCUCCAUCUGUUCCUUGUCUCCAUUCCGUCGUCACAGCUGGGAGCCGGGGCGGAACAACGCCGGCGCAGAGACAGACAUCGCACAGCGCAGCUUGUUGAAGAGUCUGUCAGGAGAGGUGAAGAGAGCCAAGCCCCCCCUCCACCGGAGAAGCAUGAGCUGGUGUCCAUCCAACCUGCGUCGCCCUGAUCAGGAGCAGAUAGACAACGGAAGCUACAGUCUGGAGGGUCUGGAGGUGGAGAGGGGAGCGGUCCGGGCUCAGUGCCCCAGCCUCUGCGAUCAGGAGGAGAAGAGGGCCGUGGGGAGGAGUCACGGCCAGGAGAGAGGCUCGUUGGUCUCCCUCACCGAGGAGGAGCAGGAAGGAGAAGUAAGCAGCAUGAAUAGCCAGACAUCACAUCAGCUACUGUCCGUGAAAAACAGCUGUCCCACCAUGUUCCAUCACCAGACCCUCACCAAAUCCAUCUCCAUGGUUACCAUCAGUCAACGUGAUAUAGAUGGGGGCAGCACAUUCUCCAGUAACUCCGGGCCACUGGAAUACAGUAUUUCAGAGGAGGAGCCGGGCCCUCUGAGGAGCGACACCGAGGCAAAAGGAGGACCUAAAAUCAGCCGGACCUUCAGCUAUAUCCGCAGCAAAAUGACCAAGAAGAGCAAGGAGAAGGAGAGGAAAGGGGAGAGGGAGCGGGAGAGUAAAGAGAGAGAAAAGAAGAGUGCAAACGGUCACCUCUUCAUCCCCAUCAGCCCCUCUCCGUCCACGGCCUGUCAGCACUGCAUCAAACUCCUGCACCACAAGGAAACUUUCCUCUGCAACAACUGUGGAGCCCAUGUCCAUAAGUGCUGCAGAGAGAAUCUGUCCGUUUGUACAAAGAGCAAAACAAAGCAGCAGUCGCUGGUGCCAGAAGCUGUUCCUGGGUCAGCUGUUAACAUAAGGAGUAAAUCGACAUCUUCAGCAUCAUCCAUAUCCUCCACAUCCUCCUCAUCGUCACGGGAACGCUGGUCCACAGCAACCACCCCUGACGAUCAGCCCCCUGUGAUUUUCCCAUGGAGACCCCCCAGUCUCUUCAACCCACACAGUAACCUUGCCAAGAGCAUCUCCACCAGCAACAUAGCAGGGUUAGAUGAAGUCUCACUGAAAGGCCUGAAGUUUCUGUCCCAGUCCACCGACUCUCUCCAUAAGGUCAAUGCCUCGACUGAGUCCCUCACCGAUGAAGGUACAGAGAUGAUGGACAGUCAGCUGAUGGGAGAGUUUGAGUGCGACACGAAAGAUCUGGAAGCCGACUCCUGGAGUGGCACAGUGGACAAGAAGUUCUUGAAAACGUUGAAGAAAGACGAAAUUGAGAAACAAGACGUCAUAUACGAGUUGUACCAGACAGAGUUCCACCAUGUGAGGACGCUGAAGAUCAUGUCUGAAGUUUACUACAAAGGCCUUCAGAAGGAGCUGCAGCUCGACACUCACACUCUGGACAAGAUUUUCCCAGUUUUGGACGACAUGUUGGACACGCACACACAUUUCCUCACCCUGCUCCUAGAGAGGAAGAGAGCUUCAGCAACCGAGGGACAAAACAACAAUGGCUUCCUCAUCUUCAGCAUCGGGGACGUCCUGCUCAACCAGUUUUCAGGCUGCAGUGCUGAUCGCAUGAAGAAGGUUUACGGGAAGUUCUGCAGUCGCCACAACGAGGCCGUCAACCUCUACAAAGACCUGCACGCCAAGGACAAGCGCUUCCAGGCUUUCAUCAAGAGAACGAUGAGCAGCAGCAUCGUGCGGAGACUCAGUAUCCCAGAGUGCAUUCUGUUGGUCACUCAGAGGAUCACCAAAUAUCCCGUUCUCAUCCAGAGGAUACUUCAGCACACAAAAGACUCCGAGGAAGACCACGGCUGUGUCUGCGAAGCUCUGCGCUGUGUGAAGGAGCUGAUCAUGGCUGUGGACAGCAAAGUCAACGAGCAGGAGAAGAAGCAGAGGCUGAGGGAGGUCUACAGUCGCACCGACAGCAAGUCCAUCAUGAGGAUGAAGAGCGGCCAGAUGUUUGCUAAAGAGGACCUGAUCAGAGGGAGGAGGCUGCUGCACGAAGGAGCGCUGCAGCUGAAGAACUCCGCCGGACGCCUCAAAGAUGUCCAGGCCAUGCUCCUGUCGGACGUGUUGAUCUUUCUUCAGGAAAAAGACCAGAAAUAUGUCUUUGCCUCAUUGGACCAGCGCUCUACGGUCAUCUCUUUGCAGAACCUGAUAGUCAGAGAAGUGGCCAAUGAGGAGCGAGGUCUGUUCCUGAUCACAGCUGGUAUAGAGAGACCAGAGAUGGUGGAGGUGUUGGCCAGCAGCAAGGAGGAGCGCAACACGUGGAGGGCUAUCAUCCAGGACGCCAUGCACUGCAUGGAGAAAGACGAGGACGAGGGAGUCCCCAGUGAGACGGAAGAGGACAGGAGGCAGCAGGAGAACAGAGCAAAGGAGAUCCGAGAGCUUCUACGACGGAAAGACGAGCAGAUCCUCUCUUUAUUGGAGGAGAAGGUCCACAUCUUCAGGGACUUGGGCGACUGCAGUCCCGCCCCCGACGACCCAAACCCACCAGUCAGGGAGCGGAUGUUGUUCAUGGCAACACCUGACGACGUCACAAAGGGGGAGCCAAUCAUGAAGGAUGCCCUGCGGGAAGUGGAGAUCCUGCAUGGUUUAGUCAGCAGCGGUGUCGGUGGAGCAGGCUGCAGUGCUCCAGUCGGCCUGACAGGGGGCAGCGUGGGACCGGUAUGUCUGCCCAGGAGAGCGGAGACAUUUGGAGGCUUUGACAGUCAUCAGAUGAACAGCAGCAAGAAUGGAGAGAAGGAAGAGGGGGAUGAAUCACUGGACCUCCGCAGGACUGAGUCAGACAGCGUGUUGAAGAAGGGAGCCACUGCCAGCCUUCAGAUGUUGCUGAAGAGGAACAAUGAGCAGGUGGAGCACAGUGUGACACAUCUCCACGACAUGCUGAUUUCACUGCAGGCCGUGGUGGUCCAGCAGGACUCGUAUAUCGAGGACCAGCGGCAGACGCUGAGCGAACGGCUCACCGCUAAUUCCUCCAGACACUCGUCCUCCUCCUCGCUCUCGUCCUCCUCCUCGUCCCGCCCCUCCUCCCUCAUCGAGCAGGAGAAACACAGGAGUCUGGAGAGACAGCGGCAGGAGGCGGCCACCUUGCAGAAACAGCAGGCCGCACACCAGGAGGAGAAGAGGAGGAGAGAGAAGGCAUGGGAGCUGAAGGAGAAAAGUCUAGGAGAGCGGGAGGAGAGGCUGAGGGCGGACGAGGAGCAGACCAGGAGUAGGCACCGGCAGGUGACGGAGGAGUGGGAGAUGCUGCAGCGGAGGAAAGAGGAGUACCAGGUGGAGCUGGAGAGGCUGAGGGAGGCGCAGAGGAGGCUGGAGAGAGACAAGGACUCCCUGAGGAGGGACACUGAGAGACUGGAGGCCAUGAAGAGAGACGAGUCGGAGCAGCAGCAGCGGUACCAGCGGACUCCCUCCACUACCUCUGAUGACUCCAUAAGGUUCCACAGCUCCGGGUCUCUGGAUCUGGACUUGAAAGAAGCGUCCGAACAGCCGAAAGUGGUGGAGCCCUCGUCCUCCGCCCCUACCAAAGAGCCUUUCCUCCGCAUCGGAUCCAAGAGGAUGGGAAAAAACUUUAACCCCUUCUCCUCGUCCGCCUCCUCCAAGGGAGCGGAGAAGGAGUCCCAGCUCCCCAACCGACUGCUCCAGCUGGCCAAACCCAAGGAGAAGAAAGACAAAAGGAAGAAGAAGGGCAAAGGAGAGCAGACACAGACAGAGAGCAAAGUUGCAGUGAUGUCGGAUCCUCAGAAUGACGGGGACAUCUUCUUCUGCUGAGGACGGGGGACCACGCACAUGUGAACUCCGAACCCCCCCAGUGUCCUCCUAACUCUCUAUUUGGAUAUGAAAGGCCCACGUGGGGUCUUCUUUGCAGACACUGUCCCGACCUCAGGGGCCCGACUCACCUGCAUGCGCCCCGGGCCAACACAAGCACUGACAGUCUCCAGGUGAAGUCACGUUGAGCUGCUGAUUCAAUCAAGAGGACUUUGAUCGACAAAUACGCCAAGACCCCCCCCCCCCUCCACCAUGAACAAGUGCCAUGUCUUUCAGCUAUCUCAUCCAUGAGCAGUUCCACAGUCUUGAGUCCCACACUGAGCUUUUAAUCCGUACAUUUGCCUCAACUCCCGGCUUCAUCCGUCAGGCUGUCCAACAAGCCAUAAGUGUCUUCAGCUGUUAGCGACCCCCGAAGGAGUCCGCGCUGUGUGCUGAGGUCAGCAGUGCGUGUGGUCACACGGGCUUCCAGGUGCAAUCGAUCGGCGACACGCGGAGUGGUCGGGACACAAGACUGGAGUGGGGAAUGAUCACCAAAGACUUUCUAGUGCCUUAAGUCUCUGAUAUAGUCUCCGCCGAUCUCUAGAAACUCCUCAUUGGAGAGAGAAAGAAUCCUCUUUAAUCGCAUCUUCAAAUCACAGCAGUGCAACUGUAACUGCAGCUCAACAGGAUCAGGAAUACAGAGAUUUUAAACAUGCACUUUAUAGACACACACACACACACACACACGAGAGAGACUGGUGCUUAAUUUGUAGGGUCUGUCAUUUCCCCCUUGAUAAUGUAAUCAUAAUUUGUCAGUAAUUUGGUACUAAACGCAGGGGAGAUGGAAUCAUCCCGAAUAGAUUAGCGCCAUUUAAAUCCAAGAUAAUCUGCCUUUCUCUAUGGAAAUCUUUAGUCUGAAUAUAUGUUCAAUUGUAUUGUGAAAGUACGGAAUCCCAAGGAGUCGUUGAGAAACGGAACAAAACGUGUUGAUCAGUCAUUUCUGUUUUUAUGACUGAGCUCGUGGUUCUCUCUGGACUCCAGAUGCCUUCAGCAGCUCUCCAGAAGCUUUCGACCAUUCUGAGCAUCUCCAACAUCCAUGUUGAUGUCAAUCAAUUUGGAGUAAUGUUGCAUACAUUUGCCACUGUGUUAUAAUUGUCGAUAUCAGAAGCAAAAUACUAAUAAUACUUUGUAGAAAGUCUUCAAAAGAGACAAUCAGCGAGUUUACUCUCUACUUAGUAAUAAAUAAGGGAAAUGAGCUCUGUGUUUUAGGAGGACGCCCUCUUGUUUGCUGGUGUAACUUCCAGUCGUCAUGUUCAACACGUCAUCUGUAACACGUUGAAACUCAUCAGGAGUUAAGUGGGUAAAAGAUGCUUCCUUUCCCCAAUCAACGGAAGUGGAUUCCACCGAGAGAGAAGAGGCUUACAUCCAGUUCCUUUAACGUCUAGUAUAUUUACUGGGGUUUUGUAUUAUUGUUGAAUUUAUAGUAUCGAUCAAAAGCCAGGUUCAAUCCAGAGCCAGACUAAUUUUUGGAUGAAUAAUCCUGAAUGUAUUGAAUUUAAUGUGUGAAUAGAACUCAGCAAUGUUUUGUUUUUUUAACUCCAACAUAAUUUAUAGUUUAUGUUAUUGGAAAGACAAUGCAUUGGAUCACGAGUGAAAUGAGGAUAACUAUUUAAAAAUGGUUUCUCUCCAAAUAACUUUACAGAUACUUUAAUACUUUAAAUCUACUUACAAUCCCGUUGAGUCUCUGCACUGCAGUGCAGAUAUCCCCGUUAUUUUUGAAUGUGUCUGAAAAGGACAAAUGGAUCCAAAGCUCAGUAUACGUUAAUACCCAACCCCAUCCCCAAAAGCCUGCUCCCCUCCUCAUCCUCUGCGUGAUAACAACUCCCGGCUUUGGAUUCGCACUGCAUUCAUUUUCUGCUGAGGAGCGUUCGCGGCGCGGGAGGUCUCGAGAAUAAUAUUUCGUUGAGAGAAGCUCAUUUCUAGCUGAAAGUUAGAGUUUCUUGGUUCCCCGCAGCGCCUCUCUCCCUGUCUGUGUGUGUGUGUCCGUGUGUGUCUGUGUGUGUGAGCAGUUUGUCUUCCUUUCAGUCUCAAGCAUUCAAGGGCAAAGAAAGCCUUAAGAAAACACGCUUAUUUUUCUCUCUAAAACCAGCGAUAUAUUUCAAGAUGACCACGCAGCCUUGAUAGCAUUCAAACGAGUGACCUGUUAUGUGCCUAAGUGCCUUAAAGCAACAAAAAAAAGGGCAAAAAGAUAAUAUUUUUGCGUUAUUAACUAAUCGAUCUCUGUUUACUUAAUUAAACACUGUUUGCUUGAAGCUAUAACCGUCCCUGUUCUAUCACCGGCUGACCGGAAUGGGGACUGAAACACUCUUUGAACAACUAGCUGCUUUAGCCAUCGAGCUAACGUCGCUAAACAAGCUUUCAGGCCAUUUGAAGACUAGAGAGCUGCUUAGCUAGCCAGAUUAAAAAGAAUAAACCAUAAACAUGGCUCAGAUUACAUGUUGAUUCGUGGAGACGUUAUUAUGUCACGCGUUAGCUUUGAAGCUACGGCUAGCAGCAGCAGCCUCUUUGGCGUCUUGGCUAGAAGGAGCAUUUUGGAUGGUUGUUUUUUGUCUUCCCCUUUCAGUGAUGAUUAAUAUCAACAAAACACAUUAAAAAAAUUGCUUUGAUAUAUAAAUAUUUUUUUUUUAAAUGGGCUAAUUGGGAUUCCAGUCGUACUGAAAUACAAAUUCAGCCUUGCAUGCGUUCAGUAGAUGAACUGUUAUGAAAUGGAUCCGAUCAAAAAACCAAAACUGCUGAAUUUAAGUCUAAGAUUGCAAAACCUUGUUAAUUUAUUACUUUUGUUGUGUUUAAUGUGUUGGAUCGGGUUGUGCCGCAAGUAUUUUUAUAAGUAUGUUUCUAAUGACUAUUGAAUGAGUAUUUAGAAAUUCCCACUGAUGCACAGUAUUCGGUGUAAUGCUGCACUAUAAAUUCAGCUACUUAAGCUCUAUGAAACUUCAGAAAGAUUAACAAGCACGCAGUCCAAAUCUAUUCGGCUUCACACAAAAAAGAAACAAGGUUUCCUUUCUUUCUUUUAUUUAUCUUUAUUGCAACACUGUUCUGCAUUUCAAGUUGAAGGAUUCUUAGUCAGAGUAAAUCCCAGUAGCUCGUUCACAUGGAGUCCUGCUGAGAAGAGGGAGAUUAAUUUAAAUACCAAUUUACACUUGUCAACCAGCCCCCUCUCCGGUCCAGAUAACCUCCCAAAGUGACGUCCUUUGGUGGGUUUCAGUGUCCUGUCGUUUGUAAUGAGUGGAAAUGAGUCCGCUAGAGGAUGCAUUUAGGCCUGCUCUCCAUUGUUUUCCCUCUUGUACGCUUCAACACACAAUCUGCAGCUUUUGGAUGCCUGAAGCAUAAUAAGCUAAAAUCACAGAAACGAUGUAUGAUCAUGAGUUUAGUGGCAGUUUGAGUCCGGGAGGCCCGGCUCGCUCCUCCACAUUGUUACCAUUCAGCGUGCACUAGAUUUGUACUAAAACCGCUCAUAAGGAAUAAUACAUACUCACAUUAAACCACAGUUUUUGUACUGUGAGGUUUUUUUAAAUGUAUCUGUACUAAAAAAACAAAAAAGGUACAAAGUUUAUUUUUCUCGUUUUUAUGUACAAAGAAAAAAGGGCAAAGCAACACAUUUUGUAAAUAUGUUUGAUGUAAAAAUUUGAACUUCCAAAGUACUGAUAACUGUGGAUUUUGUUUAGUUGGAUGAUUGUUUUUUUUGUUUUUAAAAAAAUAAAUAAUAAAGCUUUAUUUAUAUCUCCC